AUGGACUAUUUUUAAGAUUAGAGAGAAAGUGGUAAUUUAGUUUUUUGUGUUUUAAUAGGUAUAGAGAAUAUUAAUUACAUUUUCAGACCUAGACUUAAUGUAUUUUAUGUAGAAAAGGGUUAAAACAAACUCUUAGGAUAUGUAGAAGUUCCAUAUACUUUUAUUACUAAGAGUUGUUAUAUUUUUGAUGGAAAUAAUAAUUUUAAAUAUAAAAUUACAAAAAGGUUGCUGGGGUAAUCAAAAACGUAUAGCCCAUUUCCUAAGAGUAAUAGAUAUGAUUUAGAUUAUUUUGAUAUCAAAGACUCAUAGGAUCAAGUAAAUAUUUAAGAAUAUCAAUUUAGGUGAUUUCUUAGAUGAGAAAAUAACCAAAAAGUGAAUAUUAUUUCGAUUAAUAGGCAAAUUUUACUAUUGUAUUCCCUGAAAUUUCAUCAGCUGAGGGAAAAGUAUUAAUAUUAGCUGCCGCAUUAAUGUUUGAAUGCAUGUAUCAAUAUUAUAUAUAAGAAUAAGAUAAGCUUGGACAAUUAUUGUAUCGGGAAUUUAAUUAAGGUUAUAAAUUGUACUUGGAUGAGUCAUAGAUUAAUGAUGUUACAAAUACUUUUGAGGAAUAUAUUAAGGUGAAUGUGGAUAAUCAAAUAAUGGAUGUAAAAGAAAUAAAAUAAAAUUUUGAAACUUUAACAAUAUCAAAAUAGAAUGCAAAUAAGAAACAUUAAACAUUAGUUAUAAGAUCUAAUUAUGGAUUGAAGAUUGAAAGUCAAGAUUAAUAUAUAAGUGGUACAGUGUUUGAUUUUUAGGAAUGGAGUUGUAUAGUUGUGAUUAUGAUUACUCCUGAAAUGAAUUAUGAAUAUGUAACUCAUUUUAAUUCAACAAAGAAAUAAUACUAUUCUUUCUAAUUUGAAAUGGGUUAAUCAAAUAAAUAUCUUAUUUUAAACUUAAAUAAAUGUCAUAUAUGUUUUUAUAAUGAAAAUCUAAUCAAAUAUGAAAAAGUGAAAUGUUUAUAAUAUUUAGAAUAUAUAAUUUAAUAAAUACAUUAUACAAAUUAUUCUUCAUAUCAUAGAAUUGAAUUUUAGAAUACAUUAAACAAAUAAUAGUUUAUGGACUAGUUUUUAUUAAAAUCAGAUGUAAUCAAAUGGAUUGCAUAAGAUUUUGAAUAUGAAGACAAUUAAAAUUAUUAAUUAUUUAAGUAAAUAAGAUAUAAAGAGGAUAUCACAUAUAAAGUUCCUGAGAUUUUUAUAGCUUUAGGGACAUUGUCUAAAUUAAAGUAUCUUUAUAUACAUAAUUAAUCUAUUGUUGGUGAAUGUUUAUUUGGACAAAUAGAAUUUGGUGAAUAGAUAUUAUUUAUUGAUAUUUCACCUAGUUAACAUUUUGUACAUAUUUAUGAAUGUGAUUCAGAACCAGUUUUUAAAUUGCAAUCAUCAAUAUGGAGAUAUAGAAAACCUUUCAAUGAUUAUUAGAUUGAAUUAUUAUAUAAGGAUAAAAAAAAGCUUAUAAAUAAGAUAAAGUUGAAAGGUAAGGUUAUUAAAGGAAGAUAUAUAUAUGCAAAGAAAUAUUCAUUAUAUGUAAUAUUUCAUGGUAAAAUGAGAAUAUUGUAAAGUGAAAACUUAAUAAUUAAUAGAUCGAUAGGGGAAUAUUCGUAAAAAGAUGAAAUUGAAUUUGAGAGUGAAGAUGGAUAAUGUAUAAUUAAUUUUAUUGCAAUUUAAUAAGAUUAAGCAUNUAUCAAUAUUAUAUAUAAGAAUAAGAUAAGCUUGGACAAUUAUUGUAUCGGGAAUUUAAUUAAGGUUAUAAAUUGUACUUGGAUGAGUCAUAGAUUAAUGAUGUUACAAAUACUUUUGAGGAAUAUAUUAAGGUGAAUGUGGAUAAUCAAAUAAUGGAUGUAAAAGAAAUAAAAUAAAAUUUUGAAACUUUAACAAUAUCAAAAUAGAAUGCAAAUAAGAAACAUUAAACAUUAGUUAUAAGAUCUAAUUAUGGAUUGAAGAUUGAAAGUCAAGAUUAAUAUAUAAGUGGUACAGUGUUUGAUUUUUAGGAAUGGAGUUGUAUAGUUGUGAUUAUGAUUACUCCUGAAAUGAAUUAUGAAUAUGUAACUCAUUUUAAUUCAACAAAGAAAUAAUACUAUUCUUUCUAAUUUGAAAUGGGUUAAUCAAAUAAAUAUCUUAUUUUAAACUUAAAUAAAUGUCAUAUAUGUUUUUAUAAUGAAAAUCUAAUCAAAUAUGAAAAAGUGAAAUGUUUAUAAUAUUUAGAAUAUAUAAUUUAAUAAAUACAUUAUACAAAUUAUUCUUCAUAUCAUAGAAUUGAAUUUUAGAAUACAUUAAACAAAUAAUAGUUUAUGGACUAGUUUUUAUUAAAAUCAGAUGUAAUCAAAUGGAUUGCAUAAGAUUUUGAAUAUGAAGACAAUUAAAAUUAUUAAUUAUUUAAGUAAAUAAGAUAUAAAGAGGAUAUCACAUAUAAAGUUCCUGAGAUUUUUAUAGCUUUAGGGACAUUGUCUAAAUUAAAGUAUCUUUAUAUACAUAAUUAAUCUAUUGUUGGUGAAUGUUUAUUUGGACAAAUAGAAUUUGGUGAAUAGAUAUUAUUUAUUGAUAUUUCACCUAGUUAACAUUUUGUACAUAUUUAUGAAUGUGAUUCAGAACCAGUUUUUAAAUUGCAAUCAUCAAUAUGGAGAUAUAGAAAACCUUUCAAUGAUUAUUAGAUUGAAUUAUUAUAUAAGGAUAAAAAAAAGCUUAUAAAUAAGAUAAAGUUGAAAGGUAAGGUUAUUAAAGGAAGAUAUAUAUAUGCAAAGAAAUAUUCAUUAUAUGUAAUAUUUCAUGGUAAAAUGAGAAUAUUGUAAAGUGAAAACUUAAUAAUUAAUAGAUCGAUAGGGGAAUAUUCGUAAAAAGAUGAAAUUGAAUUUGAGAGUGAAGAUGGAUAAUGUAUAAUUAAUUUUAUUGCAAUUUAAUAAGAUUAAGCAUAUAAAUACAAAUUUAAAUUUUUUGAUUGA
Paramecium pentaurelia is the source of this 2968-nucleotide messenger RNA. The record is from the annotation of a GenBank genome assembly. Lineage: Eukaryota; Ciliophora; Oligohymenophorea; Peniculida; Parameciidae.